CGGGAGGCCGAGCCCACGCUGGGGCAGCUGCGCGUGCACCUGAGCCGGGCCCUGCUGCCCACCUGGGGGUACAGUUCUGAUACCCGAUUUGCAAUUACAUUGAACAACAAGGAUGCCCUCACUGGAGAUGAAGAGACCUUGGCUUCAUAUGGGAUUGUUUCUGGGGACUUGAUAUGUUUGGUUCUUGAAGAUGCCAUUCCAGCACCUAACUUCCCUUCAUCCACAGAUUCAGAGCAUUCCUCACUCCAGAGUAAUGACCAGCCCCCUCUGGCUGCCAGCUGCAGUCAGGCGAGCAUCCAGAGUGAACAGCUGGGUGAUCCAUCCCAGGGACAGGCAGCCCAGUCUGAUGUCCGGAAUGACGAUGACCGUGUGUCAGGGCCUGGUCCCAGCUUUGAAGCCGAGUCGCUGCGGGACGUUGAGGAUGUGGACGAGGGCGCAGGUUUCUGUCCCACAGAACCCAUGCUGUGCAGCGAGGCCGUGGAAGGGCAAGUGCCUCAUUCCUUGGAGACUCUGUAUCAGUCAGCCGACUGUGCCGAUGCCAACGAGGCCUUGGUGGUGUCGAUCCAUCUUCUCAUGUUGGAGUCAGGCUACCUCCCUCAGGGGACCGAAGCCAAAGCAGUGGCCAUGCCAGAGAAGUGGAAGUCGGGUGGUGUGUUCAGGCUGCAGUACACACAUCCUCUGUGUGAGGGCGGCUCUGCUUCUCUCACCUGUGUGCCUUUGGGAAACCUGAUUGUCGUCAAUGCUACAUUAAAAAUCAACAAUGAGAUCAGGAGUGUGAAAAGAUUGCAGCUGCUGCCAGAGUCUUUCAUUCACCAAGAGGAACCAGGGGAAAAUGCAGCCAAGAUAUAUAAAGAUCUUCAGAAGCUCUCUCGCCUCUUCAAAGACCAGUUGGUGUAUCCUCUUCUGGCUUUUACCCGGCAAGCACUGAACUUACCAGAUGUCUUUGGGCUGGUGGUCCUCCCACUGGAGCUGAAGCUGCGGAUCUUUCGGCUUUUGGACGUGCGUUCUGUCCUGUCCUUGUCUGCAGUUUGUCGUGACCUCUUUAUUGCUUCGAAUGACCCACUGCUGUGGAGGUGUUUGUACCUGCGGGAUUUUCGAGAUGGUACUGUCAGAGUUCGAGACACAGAUUGGAAAGAGCUGUACAGGAAGAGGCACAAACAAAGAAAAGAAGCGCAGCGUGCGCGGCACGUGUUCCUGCCACCGACCCCCCACCCCAUUCCGUUCUACCCCAACCCCUUGCACCCCAGGCCUUUUCCUCCCAGCUCUCUCCUUCCUCCUGGAAUUAUCGGUGGUGAAUAUGAUGAGAGACCAACACUUCCCUAUGUUGGGGACCCAAUCAAUUCACUCAUCCCUGGGCCUGGCCAGACACCCAGCCAGUUCCCUCCACUCAGACCUCGCUUUGAUCCCGUCGGCCCACUUCCAGGACCUAACCCCAUCUUGCCUGGGCGAGGAGGCCCCAAUGACAGAUUUCCCUUCAGACCUGGCAGGGGUCGGCCAACUGACAACCGACUGUCCUUCAUGUGACCGGUUUAUAACUCACUCUGGAGUUUGUUUCAGUUGCUUUUGUGUUUAAAACCACAGAUGUCAUCUUUCUGGGGUGCUGAUCUCUCGUGUUAUUUCGAUUGUGUAGUGAGAGAUGCAGGCCCGGACGCCUUUCAGUAGAUACAGCUCCAGGGUGGUAUGGCCCAAAGGUGAUGAGGGUAUCCUCGGGAAUAGUUGGCUGUGGAUUCCCCUCUAGAAUGAAAGUUGUUUACUGAUAAUGUUUUGCACCAGAUUAAAAAAAAAAAAAACAGUGUAAA
Molecule: messenger RNA, 1799 nt
Organism: Tupaia belangeri chinensis (Chinese tree shrew)
Lineage: Eukaryota; Metazoa; Chordata; Mammalia; Scandentia; Tupaiidae
Gene: FBXO7
Product: F-box protein 7
Exons: 9
Biological process (GO): positive regulation of autophagy of mitochondrion
Molecular function (GO): protein kinase binding
Source: RefSeq, a predicted model, not a curated record